CCGGUCAAUACGGCAGAAUAACACACGUAGAGAUUCAAGCCGUUUAAAUGAUGGCUUUUGGUGGUAAUAAAACACCAAUUUAACAUAUGGUCGUUUUAAAUUGUACUCGAGAGAGAAAUAUUACCGGGUGCUAUUAACCGGUAACGUCAGAGUUGUGUUUUUUUUUGUUUUUGUUUCUCCGCCCACUCCGGAAAACUCAACCGAGCCGUCGUUAUUUUUAUUUUUUAAGGUGACGUGGAGUCGCACCCCUUCUUCUUACACGGUCUCAUGUGUCAAUAAAAAAAGUACUUGGUGUACCCGGAGGAGAGCCCAAUGAAUGUAUAAUACGUUGGGGCAUUGCAUCACCAAGAUGUGUCGCUGCAAAUCAGCAGAUUGAGCUCCAGUAUCGACGCAGAGAGGAGACCGCCGGGGCCUGGAGUCCGAGGAAUCCGGCGGACAGACAGGUUUUGUUGCUUCUGCACCGCUGGAACUGAAGUGACAUUACAGAGAUUCAGGGGUUAUGCAGCGUGGAAUAGGACACCUGCCAGGUGGCUGCCAGAGGACGAUGGGCCUGCACUGCGUCUUGAUCCUGUGUUUUUUCUCAGGCUGGGCAGUGGGCUACAAGCAGGGGGACAACGUGACUCUAUAUGUCAACAAAGUGGGACCUUAUCAUAACCCCCAGGAGACAUAUCACUUCUACACCCUGCCUGUUUGCAGGCCGGAGAAGGUGCAUCACAAGUCUCUGAGUCUGGGUGAAGUGUUGGAUGGUGACAGAAUGGCAGAGUCUAUAUAUCACAUCCGGUUCAAAGAGAACGUGGAGAAGAAAACGCUCUGCCAGCUUACUCUUUCAGAGAAACAGGUGGACCAGCUUCGUGAGGCCAUCGAGGAGCUGUACUACUUUGAAUUUGUCCUGGAUGACAUUCCCAUCUGGGGGUUUGUGGGAUAUAUAGAGGAGAGCGGCUUCCUGCCUCACAGUCACAAGGUGGGUUUGUGGACUCAUCUAGACUUUAACAUCGAGUACAACGGCGACUCUGUGAUUUUUGCCAACGUCUCAGUGAAAGACGUCAAACCCGUUCCCCUGGAGGAGGGGGCGGGAGCAGCGGUGGGCGGAGUCGGCGUGGGCGGAGGCAGCGUGAAGGUCACCCACACCUACAGCGUGCACUGGUUUGAUUCUACUCUCCCUCACUCACGGAGAGGCGAGCGCCUCCGAGACUAUUCAUUCUUCCCCAAAACACUGGAGAUCCACUGGCUGUCCAUCAUCAAUUCGCUGGUGCUGGUGGUGCUACUGCUGGGCUUCGUCAUCAUCAUCCUCAUGCGGGUCCUUAAGAAUGACUUCGCCAGGUACAAUGUGGAGGAGGAAGGCGGCUGUGAUGAUCUGGACCAGGGAGACAAUGGUUGGAAGAUCAUACACACCGACGUCUUCAGGUUUCCGCCUUACAAAAGCCUGCUAUGUGCCGUGCUGGGAGUGGGGGCUCAGUUCCUUACCCUUGCUACAGCGAUCAUCGUCAUGGCAUUACUGGGAAUGUUCAACGUACACCGCCACGGCGCCAUCAACUCUGCAGCCAUCGUCCUGUACGCUCUGACCAGCUGUGUGUCGGGUUACGUCUCGUGCAGCUUCUACACACAAAUCAACGGCCAGCGCUGGGUGUGGAACAUCAUCCUCACUUCGUCUCUUUUCUCUGCUCCUCUGUUCCUGACGUGGAGCGUAGUAAACUCAAUCCACUGGUGGAGCGGCUCCACCCAGGCCCUGCCGGCCACCACCGUGCUCCUCCUGCUGGGCGCUUGGAUACUGGUGGGCUUCCCCCUCACUGUCAUCGGCGGAAUCGUGGGAAAGAACCGAGCCGGCAGCUUCCAGGCCCCCUGUCGCACCCGCAACAUCCCCCGACAGAUCCCAACACAGCCCUGGUACAAACACGCAGCUGUACACAUGGCCAUCGGCGGCUUCCUGCCAUUCAGUGCCAUCUCAGUGGAGCUGUACUACAUCUUUGCCACAGUUUGGGGCAGAGAGCACUACACUCUGUAUGGUAUCCUGCUGUGCGUCUUCGCCAUCCUCCUAUCCGUGGGCGCCUGCAUCUCUGUGGCGCUUACCUAUUUCCUGCUGUCCGGUGAGGAUUACCGGUGGUGGUGGAGGAGCGUGCUGAGCACCGGUUCCACCGGCCUCUUCAUCUUCGUCUACUCUGUUUUCUACUACCGGAACCGGUCCUCUAUGAGCGGCCUGGUGCAGAGCACCGAGUUCUUCGGCUACUCUCUGCUCACAGCGCUGGUUUUCUCGCUGAUGCUGGGCAGUGUGUCAUUCUGGUCUUCACUUGCAUUUAUUCGCUACAUCUACCGUAGCCUCAAGAUGGACUAGGCAUGAAAUGUGCACACAUACAUACAUAGAUGCAUACACAAACAGCUCUAAAUACAAAUUUUCUCGUAGCACACAUGGACAAUCGUCAUCCUCCUCCUUGCUCUUUCAGUCAUGCACACACACACACCUCCUAUGGGAUUGAUGGGAGGAGAAACAGGGGCCUUUACCUUGAGUUGACAGUAUCUAAUUUAAAUUUGAUAGCUGUCAUUGCUGGAAUAAGGGAUCAUUGGUUGAAUGGAUGGACAGAUGAAGAUUGUGGCGGGGGGGGUUUGUUAUAUUUAAGGAUAAAAUGGAAUUUUUACAAUACAAAGGGAUGUUUGUGUUGCAUCAGGAAUGAAUGGGUAAAAUGUUUGCUGCAAUACAGUGUGAGUGAAUGGGUUCUCAUUGUAUGAUGCAGACUUGCAAUGUGUGGCAUCAUGUACUCUGGUUCCUACUUGGUUUAUUAAGGAGUGGCAGGAUCUAGUCCUUAUUUCCUGCAUUACACUGGUUACCCACGCAGGCGACUGUUUCAUUUUCCACUUUUGAUUGAUUAUGCAGCAGUGCAAGUGUUUACUUGCAAUUAUACUCCCCCACAUAUAUAAAACUGUCCGCCUCUUCAAAUGUAAUAGACAAAGUUUUGCACUGGCCCUGUCAAGCUCCACAUAACCCUGCAGUGAAUAAGAGGAACGAUGCCUUGUAGAUUGAAGAGAUGUUGCAUUAUGUUGGUGAUGGGAGCAAUAUUGUCAUUGUAUUCUAUGGUCACCAUUGACUGUGAUUUUGGUUCUGAUGUAAAUAUAGUCUUUUCAAUAAAUGCUUUUUAAUACA
Scomber scombrus (Atlantic mackerel) is the source of this 3133-nucleotide messenger RNA. RefSeq names its product transmembrane 9 superfamily member 1 (gene tm9sf1). Gene Ontology annotation, biological process: protein localization to membrane. Bases 500 to 2329 code for a protein of 609 amino acids. Gene Ontology annotation, cellular component: membrane. The transcript is spliced from 9 exons. Lineage: Eukaryota; Metazoa; Chordata; Actinopteri; Scombriformes; Scombridae. The record is from RefSeq and is a predicted model, not a curated record.